AGUUCCAGAAAACACGAGAGAGAGAGAGACAGAGAGCUGGGAGCUCUGACCCGGACGCCACCGCGACCUGAGAAGGAAACCCGACCAGGGGGACGCCGUCCGGCCACCCCACGACGGCGCGCGGCCACCAGAGGCUUCGUCUCGGUGUCGUCUACGUCCCUGUGGUCCCAAAUUUUACAUGCAGCGACUGGGAACGGAGAAUCGACGAUCCAAAGCUUGAAGAACCUCCGGCGAGUUUCAACAAAUUCCGGCGACUCCGGCCACUGUUUGGGGUGUAUUUGGUAUGGAAAUGCAUCCCCUCGUCAUGCUCUACAUGUUUAUGUAAUUAGUUUUCAAAUUGGAUCAUGUUUUGACAACUUCGUUUCUGGGUUCUGCCGUGUUCUUCGACGCCGGCGACUUUUCCGGCAUUUCUGGGCUCCGUUUCUUGCUCGGCUACGAGAAACUUGUUGAGCGGCUAGCAUGGAAGUCAACAGUUCACCACCAUUCCAGUUUCGACAGUGAGCUCGGGAAAGCUGAGUUUGGGUGAUUGAAGUUGAUUUCCGAUUUCCCAAGUUAGCUUAGAAGUACAUUCCAUCUGAUCUUGGUUGCCCCUGAGGAUGCAGCGUCUGAAACUUCCACUACGGUUUCCCAAAUCCAUUUCCUAUGGUUACAGAGCCUUCCACGAUAAGACGCAGCUGGAGAAUGUCGGGCCGCUGGCUUCAAUCCUCAAUUCCCGGGCAGUGGUUCGGUUCCGAGGUCCAGAUACAGUUAAGUUCCUUCAGGGGCUGUUGACGAAUGAUGUAAGGAGGUUCGGUGAACCCUUGAGUGAGAAGACCUCAACAUUGGUCACACCCAAUUUAUCCUCCGAGUCCAUACCACCUAUGUAUGCCGCGCUAUUAACGCCUCAGGGAAGAUUCUUAUAUGAUUUUGUCUUGUAUGGCCUGCCUAGGCCGGAUGCCAAGCUUAAUAGGGCUGGGUCGGGACCUGGGGCAGACCCAGAUGAGCCGUUGGAGGUCUUUGCUGACGUAGAUGCUUCAGUCUUGGACGAACUCUUGAGCACCUUAAAGAAAUACCGUUUGAGGGCUAAGGUGGACAUUGAGAAUGUGGCAGACGAGUUACAUUGCUGGCAGCGUUAUGGGGGAAAGCUAUCUGAGAAGGACUCCUCUGUAGAAGAACCAGAAGCUGCUAGUGUUGGCUGGGGUGCUGGUGUUGAUCGCUUAGGCAUGUCAACUUCACGUGGAGAGCCUUGUGGAUGGCAGUGGUUUAAGGAUCCGAGAUUGGAUUGCCUUGGUUUCAGGGGGAUCUUCCCGUCUAAUACAACACCACCUUUGGUUGAAGCUGACAAAGAAACAGAUGAACAAAACUACCUUCUAUGGAGAAUAGAAAAUGGUGUUGCAGAAGGAUCAACCGAGAUCCCUAAAGGUGAGGCAAUUCCUCUAGAAUAUAACCUGGUGGCUCUAAAUGCAAUUAGCUUUGACAAAGGGUGUUAUGUGGGCCAAGAGCUUGUUGCUCGAACACACCACAGAGGGGUCAUUCGCAAACGCCUGCUUCCUCUAAAAUUUCUCAAGGAUAGCGGAGAAGAAGCAGAGCAGAAGGUUGCCCCUGGCUCCGAGGUGAUUGAUAGUGUUUCUGACAAGAAAAUUGGUACUGUCACAACUCAACUUGGAUGUCGUGGACUUGGUGUCUUGCGUUUGGAUGAAGCUUUUAAAGGAUCAAGUACGCUAACCAUACGAAGCCAGGACGAUGUGAAGGUCGAGCCUAUUAGACCCGAUUGGUGGCCGCCUGAAUGGUUGCAAGGACAUCAGCGUCGAAGUGCAGCUGCUUAAAAUUAGUCGCUUUGUAUGGACUUCCUUGAUCCUGCAAGUCGUUGUUGUGGUUCUAAUACCUUCAUUGAUUUUGUUGAAAGAAAAUAAGGGACAUGUUGUCAUGUUUCAAGAAAGAUGAUGUUGUAUAUUUAAGCUUACUCAUCUUUAGAGCUUACAACAAUGGAGUUUCGCUGUCGAUAUGCCACUAGUCAGUUGAUUUCAACUCCUUUGUUGAGGUUGUUAAUGUUCAGUGCUGUUAGUAGUUUGAGAUAAAAUGCUAGUUUGAAAACCCUGAUUCUCUAUUUUUGUAUGUAACUUCAUAUGGCAGUUCCUUGUUCA
Molecule: messenger RNA, 2123 nt
Organism: Rosa rugosa (rugosa rose)
Lineage: Eukaryota; Viridiplantae; Streptophyta; Magnoliopsida; Rosales; Rosaceae
Product: putative transferase At4g12130, mitochondrial
Exons: 6
Coding region: 597-1805 (402 amino acids)
Cellular component (GO): mitochondrial matrix
Molecular function (GO): protein binding
Source: RefSeq, a predicted model, not a curated record